Messenger RNA from Liolophura sinensis, 1801 nucleotides. RefSeq names its product troponin T, skeletal muscle-like. NCBI's taxonomy places the organism in Eukaryota, Metazoa, Mollusca, Polyplacophora, Chitonida, Chitonidae. The record is from RefSeq and is a predicted model, not a curated record. Gene Ontology annotation, molecular function: tropomyosin binding. The transcript has 16 exons. Gene Ontology annotation, cellular component: troponin complex. Gene Ontology annotation, biological process: muscle contraction; sarcomere organization; regulation of muscle contraction. Bases 114 to 1142 code for a protein of 342 amino acids.
UAUUUUCCUCCUUCGGACAUUCCGUCAGCCUUUUCUUUCUGGACGCCAUUUUUCUUUGCAGCUUUUAGGUAGGAAAUCUUGUUAUUUGUUUGUAACUGUAGAUAACCGCCACAAUGUCUGACGACGAACAGCAAGCAACGGAGUCCGAGGCCCCAGUAGAACAGGAAGCACCAGCAGAGCAGGAGGAAGCCCCCUCGGCCCCAGCACCAGCGGCACCAGCGACUGAGGAAAUUAAACCGUCUGCAGCCAAACAUGAUGAAGAUGAAGGGAGGAGGAGAAUGGAGGAAGCCAAGAAGGCACGAGCAGAGAAGCAGGCACAAGAAAUGGCAGAGUAUGAAGAGAUGCGUAAAGAGGAGAGAGAAAGGGAACAGGCUGACAUCCAGGCUUUGAGAGAGAGGCGGGCUCAGCGCCUGAAGGAACGUGAAGAAGAAGAGAAGCGCACUGCUGAGCUCCGGGCACAGGAAGAUGCUAGGAGGAGGGCAGAAGAGGAAGAGAGGAGGAAGAAGAAGGCUGAGGAGGAGAGGGAGAGGAAAGAAGAGAGAGAGAGGAAAAGGCAGGCGGCUGAGGAGAGACUUAAGCCCAAAAAACCCAACUAUGUCAUCACAAAGAAAGGAGAUGGAUCAGUCAGCCAGGCCCCGAAGGAGAUGUCAAUGGGCCGUGAGAUCUACCAAAAGUCUAAGGAGCAGCUUGAGGAGGAGAAGAGAGCCAUCUUAGCCCAGAGAAUCCCUGUCCUGCAAGUUGAGGGGCUCGACAGCAACCGCCUCACAGAGAAGGCCAAGGAACUUCACGCCCUCAUCCGCAAAUUAGAGGGAGACAAAUAUGAUCUGGAACAGCAGUUUAAACGCCAACAGUAUGAUAUGAUUGAAUUACAAGAGCGAGCUAGGCAGAUGAACAAAGGCAAAAAGGGAGUGUCCAGUGUACAGGUGGACGAGUCUUUCGAUCGCUUGGCUGAUAAGCACACAGGUGCCCCGCCCAAGAUUGCGCUAUGCAGCAAGUAUGAGCGUCAUACAGACCACAGGACUUAUGUGGAGAGGAAGGACCUGUUUGAAGAGUUGGCAAAGGAACCUCCACCGGUUGAAAUCCAGCAUGUGGAUGUUCCCUGGGGCCAGUCGGCUGGAGAGGCGACUGAGGCUGCCGAGUAAGACCAGUCCAAGCUGCGUGGACUCAGAGGCAACAGAUAUCAUGAGGGAGAGGUAGUCAUCAGCUUUCUCGACCAUGCCAACUGCCUUUCUCCAUUAAGGACUCUCAGGAGUUACUUUUGUUUCCUUUUUUUCGUCCUUUGUGAAUAUAAACCACAUUAUUUAUUAUACCUCCAAGUUGACGGUCACACAAUAAGGGAAUAACUAGUCAUGCCUUACCCCUGACCCCUAACCUCCGCACCUUAGACUGUCAUUUCGGGAAGUGUAACGGACAUGUGCAAUAUCUGUAGUAAAGCAGAGAAGACAUCCAAGACGGAUUUUGUUUUUUCACAUCUGCGUUGCGUCAAGUCAGGACUAAGUUAAUAUAUAUGUCUUAUUGUAUUUAUGGUCUGUACUGGACUAGUGUAUAUACGACGGCCGGAAUUACACUACCUAAACUAUGUAGAUAAUUUCAGGCAUAUACCGCUAUAUAUAUGGUGCUGUUGUGAUAAAGGAUGAAAUGCAAUUCAUAAUAUGACAGAAGGAUUUCUCUUUAUAAAACGUAUUUCAUAAUUGGUUUGAUGUGUGUUCUAGUGUGUAUUCCUGGUUGCCUCCAACUGCAGACAGUGUAAGUAACAACCGCUGGAUGAGCCUCAAUAAAGCUUUUCUCUCAACUUCUCAAA